Staurois parvus is the source of this 2181-nucleotide messenger RNA. NCBI's taxonomy places the organism in Eukaryota, Metazoa, Chordata, Amphibia, Anura, Ranidae. The record is from the annotation of a GenBank genome assembly.
CAGGCUACCUUUGAUACAAGUAUAGAACUGUCUUUGGUCUGGGUUGGUGAUGGAUCAGGGGUUGUACUUGUCCUAACUACUUUCAAACUUCCAUUCAUUAUUGUUUCAUAUGGACAGUCAAAGCUGUACAGGAGUGAGAACUACGGUAAAAAUUUUGAAGACGUAACAAGUCUCAUAAAGAACACAUAUAUACGCACAGAAUUUGGCAUGGGUCUUGGUCCUGAGAAUUCUGGAAGGGUUGUUCUGGUUGCUGAAGUGUCUGGAGGGAGCAGUGGUGGUCGUAUAUUUCGAUCUUCGGACUUUGCAAAAACGUUUGUGCAAACAGAUUUGCCUUUCCACCCUUCGAGGCCAGUAUCUUACAAUCCUGAAGAUCCCACAAAUCUGCUGCUUAUUAGUAUGCAAUAUGAACUAUGGGUAUCAAAGGAUUUUGGAGGAACAUGGAAGCGAAUACAUGAAUCUGUGUGCUCUGCUAAAUGGGGGCCCAAAAACAUGAUCUUGUUCACUGUAACAUCCGCAAAUGAAUCUUGUUCUGACUGGUCUGAGGCAGUUUGGUCCCUAACUAUGAAGAGGACAUCUGACUUUGGUCAAACAUUCAACGUGCUGAAAGAGCAUGUCCACUCGUUUGGAUUAUGGGGUCGUUUUCUGUUGGCAUCUGUUAUGGAAGAGAACAGAAUGAAGAGGAAGAUCCACGUAUCUCAGGACCUUGGCAAUACAUGGAACGUUGCUCAACUUCCAUCUGUUACACAUGAGCAGUUUUACUCCGUGUUGGCAGCCAAUAAUGACCUGAUCUUUAUUCACGUGGAUGAUGAAGGAGACACAGGCUCUGGAACCAUAUACACAUCUGACGAUCGAGGCAUUGUUUAUUCCAAAUCCUUAGACAGACAUCUUUAUACCAAAACAGGAGGAGAAACUGAUUUCACCAAUGUGACAUCCCUCCGUGGAGUAUUCAUCACAAGUGUUCUCAGUGAAGAUAAUUCUGUCCAUUCUGUCAUCAGCUUUGAUCAAGGAGGAGAAUGGAACCGCAUCAACAAACCGGUAAAUGCCAAAUGUGACUCAACAGCAAAAGACAGUGAAAAGUGUAGUCUGCAUAUUCAUGGCCAGUAUAGUAUAUCACAGAAACUUGCAGUCCCUCUUCCACCAAUGUCUGAGCCCAAUGCUGUGGGGAUUAUCAUUGCACACGGCAGUGUGGGGGAUGCAGUUUCAGUUGCUAGCCCCAGUGUGUAUCUCUCUGAUGAUGGUGGUUACUUGUGGAAUCGUGUACUGGAUGGCCCUCACCAUUAUGCAAUUUUAGACUCUGGAGGGCUUAUUGUGGCAGUAGAGCAAAGUGAAAUCCCUAUCAACACAAUUAAGUUCUCAACUGAUGAAGGGCAAUGUUGGUUAGCCUACAAUUUCUCCAGUCAACCUGUAAUAUUCACUGGUUUGGCCUCGGAGCCAGGGGCACGUUCACUGAAUGUCACUGUGUGGGGGUAUGAGCCAGGAUUUUUUCAAAGAGUUUGGAAGUCCUACACAAUUGACUUUGCUUCUAUACUAAAUAAGAAUUGUGAAAAUAAAGAUUACAUCAGUUGGUUGGCACAUUCCACUGACUCAGAAGACCCCUCAAAUGGUUGUGUUUUGGGAUACAAAGAACGCUAUCUUCGCCUACGGAAAUCUUCAGUUUGCCAGAAUGGGCGGGAUUACUUAGUGAGCAGUCAGCCUCAGUCCUGUAAUUGUACACUGGAAGACUACAUGUGUGACUUUGGAUAUUUCCGGAAGGAAAAUGAGUCGAUAUGUGAGGAACAGCCUGAAUUUAAGGGCCAUGACCUAGAACUGUGUAUAUAUGGGGAAGAGGAAGAACUGAAGACAAGUGGGUACCGUAAGAUCCCCGGAGACAAGUGCGCCGGUGGCGUGAAACCCACUCGUCAAGAAAUGGACAUGAAGAAGAAAUGCCCAGUUGAUGUGCCAGCAAAAAUGCAGGACAACACGGCAAGCUCUGUUCCUGUUAUUUUAUCUGUAGUUGUGGUUCUGUUAGUUGCUGUUGCUGCAGCCAUCUUGAUAAUCAAGAAAUAUGUUUGUGGUGGUAGAUUCCUUGUACACAGGUACUCUGUCCUGAGGGAGCAUGUGGAUACUACUGGAGAUGAACAGUUGGAUUCAAAUAUUGGUGCAGCUCACAGAAGUAAUAGUUAUCGUGAUGACUCUGAUGAG